Molecule: messenger RNA, 702 nt
Organism: Recurvomyces mirabilis
Lineage: Eukaryota; Fungi; Ascomycota; Dothideomycetes; Mycosphaerellales; Teratosphaeriaceae
Exons: 5
Coding region: 1-702 (233 amino acids)
Cellular component (GO): Golgi membrane
Source: RefSeq, a predicted model, not a curated record
AUGUCGUCCGCCCAGCGACGAAGCACCAUGAAGGUGCCGCCAUUCUUCCGUCGCCUGUUCAAAUUCACAUCCAUGGAUUUCGAGACGGCUGUCUGGGAGAUGACACACUUGAUUAUUGCACCCAAGAAGGUGUUCAGAAACAUAUACUACCACAAACGUAUGUACUCCUCUGAUUGCUUGUGUAGGGCUCAGAAAACCAAAAACUCCUACCACCGCCCUGACCCAGCCUUCACCUACCUCCUCUCCCUCUUCUUCUUGCUCACAGGCCUGGCAUGGGGUAUAGCUUACAGUCCCUCGGUCAUUUCCACCAUCCAGGUCAGCCUUGUCUUCGUCCUUAUCCACUUUCUUGGCACCAGUCUACUGGUCAGUACGCUCAUGUACUUCCUGAUCGGGCGAGUGUUGGGACGAAAACGGCAAGGACUCUUCGGGCCUCCGAUUGGUGGUCAAGGAAGUGCAGGUACUGGAGGGGCGCAGGGUGAGGAGCUUGAGUUUGGGUAUUGCUUUGACGUCAGCAUACGUGCGUUCUUACCCAUCUGGGCCUUCCUCUACGUUCUACAGUUCCUGUUGCUGCCGCUCAUCGUGCAAGACUACUGGGUCAGCAAUCUGUUCGGCAAUACAAUGUAUCUGCUCGCACUGUCUUACUACUUCGUCAUCACUUUCCUGGGAUACAAUGGCAAGUCCUCUAUAGCCAUCAAACGCUAG